Hydra vulgaris (swiftwater hydra) is the source of this 1193-nucleotide messenger RNA. Its product is annotated as alpha-1B adrenergic receptor. Gene Ontology annotation, biological process: G protein-coupled receptor signaling pathway. Gene Ontology annotation, molecular function: G protein-coupled receptor activity. Gene Ontology annotation, cellular component: plasma membrane. NCBI's taxonomy places the organism in Eukaryota, Metazoa, Cnidaria, Hydrozoa, Anthoathecata, Hydridae. The record is from RefSeq and is a predicted model, not a curated record.
UUUUUACAGAUUUAGUUUUCGAGUCGAUAAUACGUGAUUUUAUUAAGCGGUUUCAAUAAAAUGGCAUCCUCUGAAGACUGCAAUUCCACACAUGAAAUAACCGAGCUAUCAUCUUUUAGUUUUUCCUUCUCUAUCAUUAUCUGUUUGUUAACAGUUGCAACAAAUCUAGCUGUAAUUUUCUCAUUACUUCGGAAAAAAAAUAUUUUGCGUCAGUCCACAUUUCACAAAAUUUUACUAAAUAUAGCCCUGGCAGAUCUUUUAACCGGGUUAAUUUCAGACCCCAUCUCAAUUUCAUUUCAUGGAAAAGAAAUGUUACGCAUUCCAAUUAGCUGUGCAGAAACAAAAGCACUACAUGUAACUUUGUUUAUAAUUAAUGGAACUUCAAUACUGACAAUGGUUUUACUUUGCAUAGACCGAGUAAUUGCUUUAAAAUGGCCAAUAUUGUACCGUAAUGGUUUAGCUAAUUGGAAGUGCCUGUUAGUAUUAUCAAGCACUUGGGCUCUCUCUAGUAUUUUAGUUAUCUCAUAUUUUGAAUAUGGGUAUGUAAAGUAUUUAGCAGUUUUUUCUACAACGGCCGUUGCUACGGCAUGCGUGAGUCUUUUUAUGACAAUUGGAAUUUUUCGUCUUCACAUCUUCAAUAAGAGUUCAAAAUCAGAGUUUAAUCUUUUUAAAAACACCAAAGCUAAUAAUUUAGAGAACUCCGGAAAAGAAAAUCGUAUUGAUAACAUUAGUAGUAAAGAAAACUCAAGCAACGAUACACAAAGCAAUUCAAGCAACUGUAAAGAUAAUAUUCGAACGGAAAUAAAAAGUAAGAAAAAAUUAAAAAUUGAACGUUCAGUAAACAAGUCGUUUAUUAAUAUGCUAGUUGUAUUUCUUUUGUCUUAUUUACCUGCCUGUGUCAUGAUUGCUUACAUGAACACAUGUGAUGCUUGUAAUUGUAUCUUAAUACAUGUGGCAAGAGAUUUGACAUACCUAAUCAUUUUAUCAAGUGCAUUCUUCAGACCAGUAAAUUUUAUUUAUCGCCUUAAAAUGAUCAAAGUACGCUUUAGGCUGUUUAGGUAAAUUGCAUAUUAUCAAACCGCCAUUAAAAUUAUAGUUUUUAAACAUUGUAAAGGUUAAAAUCGUUGAUAUUAUUUAGUAUAUUUGUUAGAGUUAAAGUUUUUCAUAAAGUUAAUAAAAUAAAUUUGUUAAAA